GGAAGGCCCAAUAUGAGGGCGCGAGUGAGAGACUGAGAGUUGUGCGAGCGAAGCCUGAGUUGGGUAGUGAGUCGCCGUCCGCCUCCACCUCCCACUCCCUCUCUGGUGGCUCGCAUUUCUUCACCUUCCGCGGUGGAUCUUUUUCAUUUUUCUCCUCCGCCGACAUGGUGAUCUCUUCUCUUGGUUGAGAAGCCGCCGCCGCCGGAGAUCUUCUCCUUGCCACGCCGGAGGCUUCCUUUUAUCUCGCUCGCUCAAUCGACAGUAACUACUGUGUUGUUCCUCUGUGACGGGGCUAGGGUUUCAGUUUUAUGGCUUCGGAGGAUGUUGUCCAGAGCAAGGAAUCUGCUGUGUCGACGAUUGUGAAUUUGGCUGAGGAGGCGAAGCUCGCCAGCGAAGGAGUGAAGGCGCCCAGCCACGCCAUUCUCAGCAUUUGCAAAUCGCUUGUCGCGGGGGGCGUAGCUGGCGGAGUGUCACGAACUGCUGUUGCACCUUUGGAGCGUUUAAAAAUUCUGCUCCAGGUACAAAAUCCGCACAACAUAAAGUACAAUGGCACCAUUCAAGGGUUGAAAUACAUAUGGCAGACAGAAGGUUUCCGAGGGCUAUUUAAAGGAAAUGGAACCAAUUGUGCACGCAUAGUGCCAAACUCUGCUGUUAAGUUCUUCAGCUAUGAGCAGGCAUCUAGUGGAAUUUUAUGGUUUUACCGGCAACAGUCUGGCAAUGAGGAUGCACAGCUCACUCCAGUUUUGCGUCUUGGGGCUGGAGCAUGUGCAGGCAUUAUUGCAAUGUCUGCAACUUAUCCCAUGGACAUGGUUCGCGGAAGGCUGACUGUUCAGACGGAUAAGUCUCCAUACCAGUAUAGGGGAAUGUUUCAUGCAUUGUCAACUAUCCUACGUGAAGAAGGUUUUCGAGCUCUAUACAAGGGGUGGCUUCCUUCUGUCAUUGGAGUGGUUCCUUACGUUGGACUAAACUUUUCUGUAUACGAGUCUUUGAAGGACUGGUUAAUCAAAACAAGACCUUUUGGGCUUGUUGAGGACAAUGAACUAGGUGUGACUACAAGGCUUGCCUGUGGAGCUGUAGCUGGAACAAUUGGACAAACAGUUGCAUACCCACUGGAUGUCAUUCGUAGAAGAAUGCAGAUGGUAGGCUGGAGCCAUGCAGCAUCAAUUGUUACAGGGGAUGGGAGACGCACGGCUGCUCCGGAGUAUAAUGGCAUGGUUGAUGCAUUUAGGAAAACAGUUCGCAAUGAAGGUUUUGGGGCUUUAUACAAGGGUCUAGUUCCUAACUCUGUGAAGGUUGUGCCAUCUAUUGCUAUUGCAUUUGUGACAUAUGAGAUAGUUAAAGAUGUUUUAGGAGUUGAGAUGAGAAUAUCUGACUGAGGUUGCCAUGACCGAGGGCGCAGUUGAGGGCUCAGAUGUGAUUUUUGUAGGCAUCAAAGACCAGAGGAAGAUAAUAUCUUAUAAUGCAUAUUGGUUGCUGAUUGUGCCUGAAAAAACACACACUUUAGUAGGACUAAGCAGUCUGUUUUCUUCAUUCUUAUGCAGUCAAUAAAGCAUUAUAAAGGGGGUAAUGGAGGAAGUUACUUCAGCAUUCAAGCCGUAACUCUUCUAUGUGAUCUGUUGUAGCAUUUUCUCUUUGUUUGGUUUCUUUGAAGGUAUCAUCUUAUUUUUGGGUUUC
Nymphaea colorata (pocket water lily) is the source of this 1674-nucleotide messenger RNA. RefSeq names its product mitochondrial adenine nucleotide transporter ADNT1. The coding region runs from base 309 to 1376 and encodes 355 amino acids. The record is from RefSeq and is a predicted model, not a curated record. NCBI's taxonomy places the organism in Eukaryota, Viridiplantae, Streptophyta, Magnoliopsida, Nymphaeales, Nymphaeaceae. Gene Ontology annotation, biological process: transmembrane transport. The transcript is spliced from 8 exons.